This is a messenger RNA of Pyrenophora tritici-repentis Pt-1C-BFP, 666 nucleotides long. Lineage: Eukaryota; Fungi; Ascomycota; Dothideomycetes; Pleosporales; Pleosporaceae. The record is from RefSeq and is a predicted model, not a curated record.
AUGGAACCUCCCACAUCCUCUCCCAGCUCCCAAGUCAACAAAUUCUUCCGCAACCUGUUCCGCUUCCGUGCCCCCACUCAACUCCCAGAACGUAAUGAUAACGCCCUCGUACCCUCUUCCCCUUCACCAAAAGACACCACCACCUCUAAAUUAGUCAUCGGCACGCUCUUCGACAUCAAUAGCCAGCUUAUGACCUCCUUAGUCUCCAUUCGCUCCCAAUAUCGCGGCCAAAGAGAGCAAAUGCGGCAACUCCGUCACCAACACGAUAAUCUAUCCAGCAAGUACUAUCACACCCGCUCACAGCAUAAGCGCGACAUCCAAGCCCGCGACUACAAUCGCGAAAGGCAGCUCCACCAACUUAGAAUGGAACACCGUAUGUCCGUUUUAGAUAUAAAACUUGAUUUUAACAGAGAGCGGGAGACGCAUAGACAGGCACUUGUUGAUGUGAGGAAAGAGGUGGAGGCUGAGUGUGCGGAAGCGAUUAGGGCGAGAGACGAGCGGAUUGAGGUGUUGGAGGGGGAGGUUGGGGUGUAUGAGAGGAUUAUGCGGGCGUUGGAGGGGAUUCAGGGGCUGGAGUGGGUGCGGAGUGUGGGGGUAGGGAUAGUGAGGAGGGCGAAGAAGGAAGAGAGGAGGAUGAGGUUGAGGGUUGAGGGGAGGGAUGUGUGA